AUGGCUCCCACCAAAAGAUCGAGGCACGAUGCUGAACAAGACGAAGAAACUACAGAUGUGCAGAGAGCGCGAUCAAAUUAUAGGGACGGAGAUUCUAGAAAACGCGCCAAGGUCACUCUUGAUGACGAAGGAACAAUAGAACGAACCCCUCAACGCGAGGAGACAUCAAGCGACGACAGCAAGGAUGACGACGACGACCGCCGACAACGCAACCUACCCCCUCAAACCCAGUACGAACUGAUGCGAGAUGACGGCUUCAAGCAUCUUGAGCACGCCGACUGGGAUGACCAACAAGCGACUCAGAAGUUGGCCCAGCGGGGUAACACUCUUGGAAACAACAUGGUAUCUGAAAGCGGUAUCAUUGAAAGCAUCACAUGCUUCAACUUCAUGUGCCACGAGCGACUGCACGUCGAUCUUGGUCCGCUCAUCAACUUUAUUGUAGGGGAGAAUGGAAGCGGGAAGAGUGCUGUCCUUACCGCCCUGACGCUCUGCCUGGGUGGUAAAGCUAGUGAUACCAAUCGAGGAGGAAGCCUCAAGUCCUUUGUGAAGGAGGGCACUGAACAAGGAAGCCUGGUCGUAAAGAUCAAGAACGCUGGUUCAGAUGCCUAUCAGCCGGAUAUUUACGGUGAAACUAUAAUUGUCGAACGGCAUUUCUCUAAAUCCGGUAGUAGUGGAUUCAAGAUCAAGAGCACCAAUGGUCGAAUCAUAUCGACAAAGAAGCAGGAGGUUGAUGAGAUUUCGGAAUGGUAUGCACUGCAGAUUGGCAACCCUUUGACUGUUCUGUCGCAGGACAACGCGCGUCAGUUUCUCAACGCCGCAACGCCUGCCCAAAAGUACAAAUAUUUUGUAUCUGGUGUGCAACUGGAGCAACUAGACAACGAUUACAAGAUGUCACAGGACACACUUGACAAGACGCUCAUGCUCAGAGAUGACCUGACGUCAAAGAUUGAACAAGUUAGAAAAGAAAUGGAAGAAGCCAAACGUCUAUCCGAGACAGCACAAAAGAACAAGACAAUGCGCGAGAAAGCACGGCACUACAGAAAUCAACUGGUCUGGUUCCAGGUCGUGGAGCAGGAGCAGUCACUCGCCGAAUAUGAGAAGGACCUCGUGAGACGGGCCCAAACAAUCAUCGACAAGGAGCAGUAUUGCGAAACUACGACAGAAGAGCUCAGGGUGAUUGAAGAGAAGCUCGAACAACGCCGUCAAGCGAAGGAACAACUAGAACAAUACCGGGAGUCCUAUGAAGAAAACAUUGCUAAAGCGACGGAAGCACAUCGGGAAGCAGCAAAGGAUGAGUCUGAGUUACUCAUGGAGGAACGAGACGCCCAUCAGCGUCUCAAAACAAUUAAAGAUGACAUCAAGGCCUGCAAAUCCAAGAUUCAAGAGGAGGAACGCCGAUUGAGUCAGUCGACUGGAAACGCUAGAGCCGAAAAGGACAAUGAGCUCGAACAGGCCCGGGAUAAGGAAUUUUUGUUGAGGCAACAAAUGGAAGAGAUACACAAUAACCUUCCUGACUUCCAAGCUCGGCUCAGCGAAGCUGAACAGGACUCAAAGAAGCUUUCGCACAGCAAAGACAUCAAGCGUAAAGACAUCGUUUCUGUCGAGCAACAAGUCAGAGAACUCAAAGCAACAACAGGAGGUCGGUAUGAUGGCUACGACAAAGAGAUUCGUGAUGUGGUUAACGCAAUCGAAAAUGAGCGAGGGUGGGAACAGAAACCCGUCGGGCCUAUUGGAGCACACAUUCGAUUAUCAAAGCCCGAGUGGUCAGGCAUUCUGGAGCGUACUCUUGGCGAAGGACUUAAUGCAUUUGUUGUCAGGAGUAAAUCGGACCAAACAAGACUAUCCAAUUUGAUGCGUCGAUUCCGCCUCAAGAAACAACCACCAAUUUACAUUGCCUAUGGCGGCAAAAUCGACACAAGCAGCCAGGAGCCGGAUCCAGCCUUCGAUACCAUUCUUAGAGUUCUUCAAUUUGAUGAUGAUAUUGUCAGAUCCCAGCUCAUUAUUGGCAAUCAGAUCGAGAAGAUUAUUCUUAUUCGUGAUCGAGAAGAGGCUCAGAAAGUUAUGGUUGAAGGUGUUCCUCCGCGCAAUGUAGGGGCUUGUCUCUGUUUCCAUGACGGACAGGGUAAGCGAGGAUGGGGUCUCAGGCUCACGAAUCGUAACGGCUCAAUGGCAACAAGUCCUGUCCAGCCAUAUACUAUGCGGCCCCGAAUGCAAACAGAUGUCGGCCAACAGGUUCGGAUUCAAGAAGACAAUCUCAAACAUCUCGGUCAGGAGAUGGCCGAGGUCAGCCGAAGGGAGCGUCAGGCACAGCAGGCAGUUCAACGAUGCAGGGCGGAGCUUGACAAUCAACGCAAAGAUCACAGGAAGCUCGAAGGUGACCUUCGCCGAACACAAGCCGAUAUCGAGCGUAUCCAAAUGGAGUUGGAUGCGUUCGAAGGGGUCGAUGGUAGACUUAAUAUUCUUCGAACAGAGCUGGAGUCAAGGCGGUCCGAUGAGGAAUCCCUUGGAAAUCAGUAUGGCGAAAUGGCACUAUCGAAACGAGACCUGAAAGCCAAAACUGAGAAGGCUCGCCUGAAGCUUGAAGAAGCCAAGAAUGAUCAAGAGGAAUUCGAGGGCAAGGUUCAAAAGGCAUCCCAAAAGAUUGCUGCUGCUGAGAACAUGAGGCGAGUUUCUGUAGCCAAGAAGAACGACGCUUUCGAACAGGCCGAUAUUGAGAGGAACGAAAGGCGUCGCGUUGAGGAAAAGAGAGAACACAAGGCAACAGAGGUGGCGCAGUUCAUCGAGCAAGCGACAGAGGCAGUACCAGAGCGCGUGCACAUUCCGGACGACGAGACAUACGACAGCAUUGAACAAAAGUACACCAAGCUUAGAGAACAACUCAAACAACGGGAAGCGCGUAUUGGAGCUACGGACGACCAAAUAUUUGACCGUUCUAACGAAGCUGAAGAGCGAUACAGCAGCGUUCAGAGGCAAACCAAGGACUUGGACGACACUAUUGCUUCCCUGAAGCGUGCCAUCCAUAGCCGCCUGGAAAUGUGGCGCCAGUUCCAGCGACAGAUCAGCGCACGCAUUCGUAUCCAGUUUAACUAUCUUCUCAGCGAGCGAGGUUUUCGAGGUAAAAUUGACCUGGACCAUAGAAAUCGCAAGGUCCACGUCCAAAUUGAACCUGAUGAGACGCGCAAGAGCUCAUCGGGAAGAAACACAAAGACUCUUUCCGGCGGAGAAAAAUCAUUCUCGUCCAUUUGCAUGCUGCUGUCAGUUUGGGAGGCAAUUGGUUCUCCAAUUCGAUGUCUCGACGAAUUUGACGUGUUCAUGGACAACGUCAAUCGUGCUAUUAGCACAAACAUGCUGGUGGACGUUGCUCGUCGAUCGGUUUCGCGUCAAUACAUUCUGAUUACCCCUAAUGCAAUUGAAGGUCGGGCGAGGUUGGACAAGGACGUCAAGAUUAUUCGACUUACGGAUCCUCGACAACGAACACUUGAUGAGUUCCGCUAG
Fusarium venenatum is the source of this 3495-nucleotide messenger RNA. RefSeq lists its product as uncharacterized. The record is from RefSeq and is a predicted model, not a curated record. Gene Ontology annotation, biological process: double-strand break repair via homologous recombination. Gene Ontology annotation, molecular function: single-stranded DNA binding; damaged DNA binding; ATP hydrolysis activity. Lineage: Eukaryota; Fungi; Ascomycota; Sordariomycetes; Hypocreales; Nectriaceae. Gene Ontology annotation, cellular component: nucleus; site of double-strand break; Smc5-Smc6 complex.